Molecule: messenger RNA, 9004 nt
Organism: Malaclemys terrapin pileata
Lineage: Eukaryota; Metazoa; Chordata; Testudines; Emydidae
Gene: CLASP1
Product: cytoplasmic linker associated protein 1
Exons: 41
Coding region: 547-5229 (1560 amino acids)
Biological process (GO): mitotic spindle assembly
Cellular component (GO): mitotic spindle; cytoplasmic microtubule; microtubule organizing center
Molecular function (GO): microtubule binding; kinetochore binding
Source: RefSeq, a predicted model, not a curated record
UGCGCGCUGGGCAUUCGCGCUUGCCUGUGAGUCCUUCCAGUGGGCGCUGAGUGCGCCUGCGCUCUGGGGGUUCCAUUCUUACCCAGCUCCAGCAGCAGCAGUGGGGUGGAGGAGGAGAGCAGCAGCCAUGCACUGCAGUAGGAGCAGCGGGAAUUAAGCGGGAUCUGCUGCUCCCAUUCUACUGCAUGCACCCUCCGUAACGCCCAUGAGUCCGGUUUUACUUGCACCCCCCAUCUGCUCUUCCAGCAGCUCCAGAAUGGACUGCUGAACUAGGAAAUAUUCCAGACCCAAUAAUACAACAUUGCUGCACCACUCGCAGCUUUAUCUAUUACUAGUUAUUUAAAUUGGACUUUUAAUAUCCUGCCAGCUGCUCUUCAGACACACAUGGUGCAUUGUUGCCAUUCCCAGAAUUGCAUCUUUGAAACCCAGGCCCUCAGUAACCUUCAUCGAACAAAGAGGCGACCUACAGGAUACAUUUAUAGUGGGGUUUCUCAGACCUACUGCCCUCUAGCUUUAUUCUCGCCGGUGCUGUAUUUCUAGCACACCAUGGAGCCCAGUAUGGAGUAUUGCUUAGCGCAGGUGCUUCAGAAAGACGUUGGAAAGAGACUUCAGGUUGGCCAAGAAUUGAUAGAUUAUUGCUCAGAUAAACAGAAGUCUGCUGAUCUUGAACAUGAUCAGACUAUGUUGGAUAAAAUGGUUGAUGGACUUGCCACGUCUUGGGUAAAUUCCAGCAAUUACAAGGUGGUUCUGCUGGGGAUGGACAUCCUGUCUGCACUAGUGUCACGGUUACAGGAUCGCUUUAAAGCUCAGAUAGGCACAGUGUUGCCAAGUUUACUUGACAGGCUGGGAGAUGCUAAAGACUCGGUGCGGGAGCAGGAUCAGGCUCUGCUGCUAAAAAUUAUGGAACAAGCUACUAAUCCUCAGUACGUGUGGGAUAGACUGUUGGGAGGAUUCAAACACAAGAAUUUCCGGACGAGAGAAGGGAUUUGCCUCUGCCUUAUUGCAACCCUCAACGUAUCCGGAGCUCAGAGUUUAACACUGAGUAAGAUUGUGCCACAUAUAUGUAACUUACUUGGAGAUCCAAACAGCCAGGUUCGAGAUGCAGCAAUAAACAGCCUAGUGGAAAUUUACAGACAUGUAGGUGAACGUGUAAGGGCAGAUCUCAGUAAAAAAGGAUUACCACAGUCUCGGUUGAAUGUAAUUUUUACAAAAUUCGAUGAGGUCCAAAAAUCUGGAAACAUGAUCCAGGGUGCAGGUGAUAAAAAUUUUGAUGAUGAAGACUCUGUGGACGGGAACAGACCUUCCUCGGCCAGUUCAUCUACAUCUUCAAAGGCCCCUCCAAACUCCCGCAGAGUUGGCAUGGGGACUGCUCGCAGACUUGGGUCUGCAGCUCUGGGCUCAAAGUCCACAGCAGCCAAAGAGGGAGCUGGUGCUGUUGAUGAGGAGGAUUUUAUUAAAGCGUUUGAUGACGUCCCAACAGUUCAGAUUUAUUCCAGCCGAGACCUUGAAGAAUCCAUAAACAAAAUUAGGGAAAUCCUAUCGGAUGAUAAGCAUGACUGGGAGCAGAGAGUAUCUGCACUGAAAAGGAUCCGAUCCUUACUAUUAGCUGGAGCUGCGGAGCAUGAUAACUUCUUCCAACACUUACGCCUGCUGGAUGGAGCAUUUAAAUUAUCUGCUAAAGAUCUGCGGUCUCAGGUAGUGCGAGAGGCGUGUAUCACGUUGGGACAUUUGUCUUCAGUUUUGGGAAACAAGUUUGACCAUGGGGCAGAAGCCAUCAUGCCAACCAUCUUUAAUCUGAUUCCUAACAGUGCCAAAGUAAUGUCCACUUCUGGUGUUGUAGCUGUUAGAUUAAUCAUCCGACAUACGCACAUCCCUCGGCUAAUACCCAUCAUAACCAGUAACUGUACCUCCAAGUCUGUUGCAGUUAGAAGGCGCUGCUUUGAAUUUUUAGACUUGCUGUUACAGGAAUGGCAAACACACUCCCUAGAAAGACACAUCUCAGUAUUAGCGGAAACAAUAAAGAAGGGAAUCCACGAUGCAGACUCUGAAGCAAGGAUAGAGGCAAGAAAAUGUUAUUGGGGCUUCCACAAUCACUUCAACAGAGAAGCAGAACACUUGUAUCACACGUUGGAAUCCUCCUAUCAGAAAGCCCUGCAGUCUCACUUGAAGAACUCAGACAGCAUAGUGUCCCUGCCUCAGUCCGAUCGCUCGUCCUCCAGUUCCCAAGAGAGUCUCAACCGUCCAUUGUCUGCCAAAAGAAGUCCUACUGGGAGCACUACAUCCAGAGCCUCUACAGUGAGUACAAAAUCCGUGUCAACCCCAGGAUCUCUGCAGCGGUCUCGCAGUGACAUCGAUGUGAAUGCAGCAGCUAGUGCCAAGUCGAAAGUAACAUCUUCUGGAGCUUCCACCCCCUUCAGUUCCGCAGCAGCCCUGCCCCCAGGCUCGUACGCAUCACUAGAUGGUACUACCACUAAACCUGAGGGUCGGAUCCGUACGAGGAGGCAAAGCUCUGGAAGUGCCACAGGUGUUACCUCGACGCCUGCCGAUACCCGAGGCCGCAGCCGUGCUAAAGUAGUUUCACAGUCCCAGCCUGGCAGCCGGUCUAGUUCUCCUGGCAAGCUGUUGGGAAGUGCGUAUGGUGGACUGACCAGCGGAACAGCUAGAGUCCCACCAGUGCCAUCAUCCUCAGAGAAACGCAGCAAGAUCCCUCGAAGCCAGGGAUGCAGCCGAGAGACAAGCCCCAACAGAAUAGGACUAGCACGGAGCAGCCGUAUCCCCCGACCCAGCAUGAGUCAGGGGUGCAGCCGCGAUACCAGCCGUGAGAGCAGUCGAGAUACAAGCCCUGCUCGGGGCUUCCCUCCACUUGCUUCUCGACGUCAUUCCAGGUCCACUAGUGCUCUCUCCACUGCUGAUUCUGUUGGGCAGUCAGACCGGUUUGGACUUGGCCAGCCAGGCAGGAUGCCUGCUUCUGUGAAUGCCAUGCGAGUCCUGAGCUCAAGCACAGAUCUGGAGGCCGCUGUGGCUGAUGCACUGCUGUUAGGAGACUCCAGGAGCAAGAAAAAGCCAGUGAGAAGAAGAUAUGAGCCGUAUGGGAUGUAUUCUGAUGAUGAUGCUAAUAGCGACGCAUCGAGUGCUUGCUCCGAGCGCUCAUAUGGUUCUAGAAAUGGAGGCAUUCCACACUACCUACGACAAACUGAAGAUGUGGCUGAGGUCCUAAACCACUGUGCCAGUUCCAACUGGUCGGAGAGAAAAGAAGGGCUCAUAGGCCUUCAGAAUUUAUUGAAGAGCCAGAGGACGCUGAGCCGAGUCGAAUUAAAACGGCUGUGUGAGAUCUUUACGCGCAUGUUUGCUGACCCUCACAGCAAGGUUUUCAGCAUGUUUCUAGAAACCCUGGUAGAUUUCAUCAUCAUCCAUAAGGACGACUUGCAAGAUUGGCUGUUCGUUCUCCUGACACAGUUACUUAAGAAAAUGGGAGCAGACUUGCUAGGAUCUGUGCAGGCAAAAGUUCAGAAAGCUCUGGAUGUAACAAGGGAUUCCUUUCCGUUUGAUCAGCAGUUUAACAUUUUGAUGAGAUUUAUUGUAGAUCAGACCCAAACGCCAAACCUCAAGGUAAAAGUUGCAAUCUUGAAGUACAUUGAGUCCCUGGCAAGACAGAUGGACCCCACAGACUUUGUGAACUCCAGUGAGACCAGACUUGCUGUAUCUAGAAUCAUAACUUGGACAACAGAACCAAAGAGCUCAGAUGUAAGAAAGAGCAUGCAUAGUUGGGUAGGUGAGGAUUUGCCAGCUAGAUCAACUACAACCUCCUCAGGGCCUGGUGAAGGAAACUUGGAAGAUAAAUGUAAACAGGCAGCACAAAUAGUCCUGAUUUCGCUGUUUGAACUGAACACUCCCGAGUUUACCAUGUUACUUGGUGCCUUGCCAAAAACAUUCCAAGACGGUGCUACCAAGCUCCUCCACAACCACCUCAAGAACUCCAGUAACACUAGCGUGGGUUCUCCUAGCAAUACUAUUGGUCGGACUCCUUCACGGCACUCUAGCAGCAGGACCAGCCCCUUAACUUCCCCUACCAACUGUUCCCAUGGCGGACUGUCUCCAAGCAUGCUGGAUUAUGACACGGAGAACCUAAAUUCCGAUGAAAUCUACAGCUCUCUUCGUGGAGUCACAGAGGCAAUUGAAAAGUUUAGUUUCCGUAGUCAAGAGGAUCUGAAUGAACCAAUCAAGCGUGAUGGAAAGAAGGACUGUGACGUGUCUCGAGAUGGUGGAAUAGCCGCACCUGCCAGCGAUGUACGUGGAAGCAGUGAGGUCAUGGAAGGAGGAAGGAUGGCUCUAGAUAACAAAACCUCUCUACUUAAUACUCAGCCUCCACGCGCCUUUUCAGGGCCCCGAGCCCGAGAUUACAAUCCCUACCCUUAUUCGGACACAAUCAACACCUACGACAAGACUGCCUUGAAAGAGGCUGUGUUUGAUGAUGAUAUGGAUCAGCUACGGGAUGAAGUAUCCAUUGAUCAUUCUGAUUUGGUGGCUGAUCUUCUGAAAGAACUGUCCAACCACAAUGAACGGGUGGAAGAACGGAAAGGAGCCCUGCUCGAGCUAUUGAAGAUCACGCGAGAAGAUAACCUGGGAGUUUGGGAGGAACAUUUCAAAACCAUUUUGCUCUUGCUGCUAGAAACACUUGGAGACAAAGAUCAUUCAAUAAGAGCCCUGGCAUUAAGAGUAUUGCGGGAGAUCUUAAGAAACCAGCCAGCAAGAUUUAAAAACUACGCAGAGCUAACCAUCAUGAAAACACUGGAAGCACAUAAGGAUUCCCAUAAAGAGGUUGUCAGAGCUGCUGAGGAAGCUGCUUCCACCCUGGCCAGUUCCAUACACCCUGAACAGUGCAUCAAAGUGCUCUGCCCCAUCAUUCAAACCGCUGACUACCCCAUUAAUCUAGCUGCCAUCAAAAUGCAGACAAAAGUCAUUGAAAGGAUUUCAAAAGAAUCUUUACAUCAGCUCCUUCCUGAUAUCAUCCCUGGAUUGUUACAGGGGUACGAUAAUACCGAGAGCAGUGUUCGCAAAGCCAGCGUGUUUUGCCUAGUGGCAAUUUAUUCUGUAAUUGGAGAAGAACUGAAACCUCACCUCGCACAGCUCACAGGAAGCAAGAUGAAGCUUCUAAACUUGUACAUAAAGAGGGCCCAGACCACCAAUAGUAACAGCAGCUCAUCUUCAGAUGUUUCAACGCACAGUUAAUGGAUAUAUCUGGACAUGUGUGUAGACUUAGAAGCAAUCAGCGGUGCCUCUCAGAGACCUUUCUGCUACCCUUUCUUCAUUGGCACGUCCCAUCAGCUAAAGGAGGCCAUGCAGAUAUUUAUUGCAAUCAGUAUUUUAGUCCUUUAAAGCUUUUAUGUAGACUCUGAUUGGUACUGAAAGUAAAGGAAGCAAGGCCUGUGUUGCAGUCCUCAUUUAAGAAAAAACAACCGUAGAAAGCCAUACUUAAACAUAUUGGUAUAGCCAGCUGAAAUCUUUACCAUAUGUUUAGGUUGCAGUGUUUCAGAACUGAGUCCAAAUAACAUGUUCAUGCUUAAAAGCGAAAUGAGUCCCUUUUUUUAGUUAAUUUGACACAAAGUUUUGUUUUUUAAUGUAUUCAUUACCUGCUGUGUGAGCAGUUUUUCCUUCUGGAUGUAACCCAUUUUGGCUAGACUCUUCAUCUCCCAAGUGCGGUGGUGUGUCCCCGUUCUAUAACUCUGAUCUGAAACUUGCCUAAACUGCAAGCUCUUGAUGAUGAAAUCUUUGCAAAUAUUGCCAUGCUUCUGGCUUUUAACGCUUUAAGACGGAUCGGUACCUUUAUUGAGUAAUGACAAAAAUCCAAGUUUUAUAGCUAACGCUCCAGAUUUCCAUAUGGGCUAAGAAUUUCUCUGCAGCUUUUCCCCACCCGGCAGUAUCGUCUAACAAGAGCAACCCGGGUCUCCCACCUGUACCUAACAGGGUUAACAUCAGCCCGGCCUUCCACCUUCUUCCGUUGCUCAGAAGACCCUGGGGGUUCAUUUCAAAGGCAGGAUAGUGGGUUUGUUGUCAGGACUGCGCAGUGGAGACUUGCCGAAGUCUAUGAAACUAGCUGAGCCAUCUUUAUUUUCGUUGAAGUCUGUUCUGAAAGGGGCUGAUCUACAACUCUGGUUCGACAGCUCUGGUGAUGGAUAAUGAAUAGCCUCGAUUACCCUGGGCCAUUCCCCUCCACACUUCCGAGCCUCGUUUGGCUUUGGAAAUGGAAAGGGAAACUCUUAACCGGGCAAAAUAUUCCUGCUUGGCCCUAGUGUUUAAUAAGACAACACUCCCCCCCCCCCCCCCCUGCACACCCGCCCAUGACCUUGUGCCUAAAAAGCCUGCAGUGUAGUUAACCAGCAUUUUAACCUCUUCUUCGCCGACGGAACCAGAGUACGAUCCUGCAAGGCACUUAGCACCUCUGGAUAGGUGUUGAGUGCCCUCAGCUGCCAUUGGCUUCAGUGGAGAUGGGGUCGCUCAGCCCAGGCAGGAUCGGGCCCCUGUAAUAGGCAAGGCUGGCGGAAUUCUUGAAUGGACUGAUCAGCGAGGGGAAAACUUAGAACCAACCCAGCCCCAGUGAAAUAUACCAGCAGAGGGGCCCUCCCAGGCUCUGCACAUCCCCUGCAGAGUGGCCUGGGGUCCACAUAGACACCCACCCAGGGAAGGCUAAUGCCAUGUCGACUCAACACCCCCACAUCAGUUUGUUGAAAGACCUGAUCCUGAGAGGUGCUGAGUGGCCUUCAGCUCCCAUUGAAAUCAAUAACAGUUGAGGCUGUCUCAGGACCCAGCAGAAUCGGGCCCCAAAGCAGCAGGUUUUUCAGCCUCCUUCGUCCCUUGUGUGACAAAGUGGAAGGGACAAUCCGGCUCCUGUUUUUUUCAGGAUGGGCCCUAUCUUACACUGGCUGCAGGAUCAGGCAAUUUGUCUGCUGCUCUUCCUGCAUAUAACGCCGUCAUAAGAGAGAUCUUUACUAGCCUGUGUUGUGGUGUUUCCCCAAAGACUCACCGCAGACUCGAAAAUGCCUUCAUUGGAGGGAGGCUGUUAUAACCUGCGCUAGCCAAUAAAAUCCAGUCUCCCUUCGCAUGGACCAUUCACUUUCACCCCUUCUCGAGACGCUUGCUAGAGGUUUUCUUCUUCUUUUUUUAAUUCUUGUUGUGGAUGAUUUGAAUUAUUUUAGUUUAACGUGAAUUAAUUUUCCCUUUUGAGGAAAUAUUCAAUCAAUAUGUUGGCAGCAAUCUGCUGUCCCGUUGGAAUUUUUAGGGUGUUUUAUUUUUAAACUGCUUUCCUAACCGUCAGUAUUUUAAACGUCUCUUUUCCCAUCUCAGUUCAGCAUCUUCUGGGGUCCAAACCCCCGAAGUGGAAUGCAAAGCCUGCGGAAUGGACUGUGUUGUGUGCUUAGUCCUUCCAGCUGUCUGACCGAUCUUGUUCCAUCCCGGUUUGCUGUUUGUUUGGUUGAAUGGCACACUGUGGCAGAUCUAUGUGAAUUGAAUUCCUUCUGAAAUGAUUUUCUAUAUUUUAUAAAAUACUGUUAGUAUGCACUGAGUGAAUGCACUGUAACGUCCAUAAACUGACCUACCGCAUAUGCUGACACUACAGUACGAAUUAACAACUCGUCUCUUAGAAAUACAUGUGAAAUAUGUUGCUGCUGCUGCUUGGAGACUUCAGUGAUGAGCUUGUAUUGCCAGAUGUUAUUAGCAUACUUGGGGCUGCAAAUCACAGAACCAGGCCUUACUUUCUUAAUCAGAUACUGUUUUGUUUAUCAACCGACGCUUAUUAAUGUGAUACUUUGUUUCAUUACACAAGUCAAUCAAGGACUGUUCAUCCUUUGAGUACUCUAGAUGUCUGUUACACCUGUAAACAGUAGGAGGCAUUCUGCUUCAAUUAUUUAUAAAUUCAUUUGCGUAUAAUGUACAUAGUAAGGUUGGUUUAGAGUUUUGAACAUGACCGGAUUUUCCUUUGAAGUACUCAAAGGGCUAGCUCUGAAUGUCACUUGUAUGAUCUCCAGUGUUCUGCAUUCUGAAAGCUGAUCAAUCAUUUUCUUUCGCAAGCAUAAAGGUCUCUCUGGCUACAAAUCUGACAGUGUCCGCGGGCACAUUUGCAGAGAAGGAUCUGCAUGUGGGCGAGACAUCACUGCGACAGUGAGGCCGGUGUUAAUGUUUUCCCAGCAGUAGCCACCUACAACAGCUGCCUUUUUCUUGCUGCCCAUUAUACAGGGCUUCAAUUUUUGGAAUCUUACAAGAAAAAUGUUUCUUUGAUUUGCCCACCAUGCUUAUAAAGUCUGACUGUGAGGAACUGUGAAAAUACCAGCACCCUUUGGCUGUGGGGUUGCUUAAAUCUCAGACAAGGAUGGCCAUUCUAUCAUUGGCUGUACCAGUGCUCCAUGGGCAUGAGCAAAUCAAUUGAUACAUCCCCCUCACAGUUUUAAGUACUGUAGUUCUCUCAUGUAGUGCAGAAUUAUUGAGGCAUGUGGCUUUCUUAAGGUACACUAUGUGUGCUUGCCUGGAUUACAAUACAAGACAAGACUUCUUUUCUAUUGCUUAUUACUAGCUUACCAAUAACCUGUAUAAGUAACGUAACUCGCAUCUUUGUCAUCUAAAUCUUUUCCCCUCCUCAUCCCUUUAUUUAUCAAGCAUAAUAUGACAUAUUAAGGGACAGAAAAUAAAACUUUGUAGAAUACAGCAGGACUUUGCUAACAAUAAUGUUUUAAAUGGGAAGUAAAAACUGCUCUGAAAAAUGUCAGCCAUAAGAAAUGAUUUUGUUGGCACAGUGUUCAUGCGCAUGUAUUUUUUUUUCUUUUUUCCUUCUUUUUUUGGCUUUUGUCAUGUUACAUCCAUAUCUGUAUUUAUAUCUUAUUUGUUUAACUUUUGAGUGUAUCAUGGCAAAUGUACAGAUGUUUUUUUGUUAACAUUUAUGUGAUAGAAUUUGCUAAAAAAAAAAUAAAAUAAAACCUUUUGAGUUUGCCCUAGAAUAAAUGAAACUUAAGUUUAA